AUCUUUGGUUUCGGUCAAGAUCGUCGGGAGGACUUUUUGCUGCUCAAGCUUUUCCAGCUUUCUGUGCAGGAGGAAGUGAGAAGCGCUGCCACUGUUCACGAUAUUAUCCACGGCCACCCUGUGUACAUCAACAGCGCUGUGCCGUAUGUUCGUGCCAAGCUGAACAACUAUGUCCGGGAAUCACUCCAGGGCAUUGUCCGCCGCAUCGUCGACCCUUCCCCCGCUGCUGGAGCCUCCGAUCGACCUCGAGACCGAUCCUCUGCAUUUGGCGUGCUCGUGUCGAGCUCGAGGAAAUUCACCUUGGGACUGCUACAAACAAGCGCAAGGAUCUCAAUUUCCGCGAAGCGAUUGAAGAUCUGCCUACCCGAACUGCCUACGUACAAGCUCUCGAACGCUGCAAGACUGUACACAGUGUUUAUCACUGCCCUGACCCAGUCCGUCAAGCGCAUGCCAUAUAGCAUCCGAUAUCUGGCCAGGGAGACGUUGAUUGCGCUUAAGGAACGGUUCCAGAUGCUACAGAUACGAUGUAUGCUGCAUGCAUCGGCCGACUGGUCUACUACCGCUGUAUCAAUCCUGCCAUUGUUUGCAAAUGUCCGGACCGCGGAUUUUCACUUCCAUGCCCACGAGUUCCUUGACGCCACUGUUCCACCGAAGCCGAUCUACAUAUCCCGAAUGAAAUCUACACCAUGCACGGCUGCUUGGACAUACCAAGAUGCAAUUGCUCCUCCAUCCUCUAACGACCCUCUCCGCGCGAUCUUGUCUGAGCUCGGUGGUGUCCCCAAUCUGGGUUCGGACGAAUUGAAAGAUGCGAGAGACCAAGCGAUUACUCUUGAACUGACGAAUCGACCCACAUGCGGAGGAAAAGACGUUGUGGGUUCAGGCGAAACGGGCGUUCUGAUGGUUCUGAAAGUGCAUCCGGACGAAAAUCUCUUCGAGGCGUUGUUGCGGGAGGUUACUCCAGACGACGAGAUGAUUUGGGAGGACAUCUUGGAGAGCGAGGCGCAGCAUGAGCAGGCUGGACACAGCCGACGGCAGCCGUCCACCACGGUUGGCGAUGCUGCUUACCGCUUGGAUGACAUCAGCUCAUUCAACUUUGCGCAUGUCAAGCUGCGCACGAUCGAGUUCCUGAUCAAGCUCGAGAAACUGGGCAAAGUAUCGCGCAGUGAUGGUUUCCAGGGCAUCCUCAACGCGAUCGCUGCCGACGUGCGGAGCAAGCACCGGAAACGGAUCCAAAGGCAGCAGGAGAUGGAGUCGAUGACCGAGGCUCUGCAGCAUCUGGCUGAGAACAAGAAGCAGCUGGAGGAGAAGAUCAACAGCUAUCACAGUUAUGCUGAGGCUGCGAUGCAGACUAUGCAACGCGGUGGCGGUAAAAAGUGCACGGAAACAGCUGGUACUGCCGUUUACGAAGCAGUACUUCCAUCUGCGAGACUUGCAGCGGUCUGGCGAGACGCCGCAGUUCGGGUCUUUCUUGUACACGGCCAGUACUUGUACGAGAAGGGUAUCCUGCUCUCUGUGGACCAGUUCUCCCCGCGACAGUUCGACAAGCUGCACAUCACGAUGUCGUCGAACACUCCCGGAGUAUUUACACUCCUGCUCGAGUCGGUUGCGACGGGCAUUACGACCAAGAUUGCGAGCGAGGAUGUGAAGAUGGAGGACCUGCUCCAGGCCAAGUACGAGAAACGGCCGUUUUUGUCGCUGUUCAACGGCAAGGCCAAGGUGAACUUUGAGCGGUUCCUCGUCCAGAUCAACAAGAAAUUUUACACAUGAACCAAGAAACAUGCCAACGACUGCGACGAAUUGCGACGACCUAAUUUUCAUCUGUGUUAUCUUACCCACUAUCAUUUGUACCGCUAUGCAUCACUGCCGUGUAUCAGUAAUCGAAUCGAAUUGCUUGUAGAUUUCGUCUCGUAGGGCUACUCGUUUGCGUCGUCAU
This is a messenger RNA of Mycena citricolor, 1933 nucleotides long. The record is from the annotation of a GenBank genome assembly. NCBI's taxonomy places the organism in Eukaryota, Fungi, Basidiomycota, Agaricomycetes, Agaricales, Mycenaceae.